AUGGAGUCACAACUCAUAGUCUUAACCGUUUUAUUUAUUUUAUCAUGUUUCGGUCCCACCGGAUCGAUUAUUGUAAAGGAUGAUGUUUACUACACUGCACCACAGCAACCACAAUAUGUAACCUACGCGCAUCAAAGACCACUUCGUUUAAAAGAAAAAGAAGAACAACAGGAUUUUAGUAAAAUACCUGGAGUGCCAGGAGUUGAUUAUCCUGUUUAUCAUUCAGUUCCUCAUACCAAUUUUGAUUGCAGAAGUGUACCAGCAGUUCCAGGAAUGUAUGCUAAUGUAGAAACUGGAUGUCAGGCUUAUCACGUUUGUCACGAUGGAAGAGAAGGACAUCAAGGUGCAUCUUUCCUUUGUACAAACGGUACCAUUUUCAAUCAAAAAGAAUUUGCUUGUGAUUGGUGGUAUAAUGUUAACUGUCAAGAAGCUCCACAUUUCUACAGCCUGAAUUUGGAUCCAACGAAAAACCCAUAUGUACCAAAAGUCAAACCAGAAGAAGCACUUCCUCAUCACCAUCUCAUCUACAAAAAACGUUAA
Pediculus humanus corporis (human body louse) is the source of this 540-nucleotide messenger RNA. RefSeq lists its product as uncharacterized. Gene Ontology annotation, molecular function: chitin binding. Gene Ontology annotation, cellular component: extracellular region. The record is from RefSeq and is a predicted model, not a curated record. The coding region runs from base 1 to 540 and encodes 179 amino acids. The transcript has 4 exons. Lineage: Eukaryota; Metazoa; Arthropoda; Insecta; Psocodea; Pediculidae.